Messenger RNA from Lagopus leucura (white-tailed ptarmigan), 1159 nucleotides. RefSeq names its product myelin associated glycoprotein (gene MAG). Gene Ontology annotation, biological process: cell-cell adhesion. The record is from RefSeq and is a predicted model, not a curated record. Gene Ontology annotation, molecular function: cell adhesion molecule binding. NCBI's taxonomy places the organism in Eukaryota, Metazoa, Chordata, Aves, Galliformes, Phasianidae. The annotation marks the transcript as partial. The transcript is spliced from 4 exons. Gene Ontology annotation, cellular component: cell-cell junction.
AUGGGUCUAUGGGUCUCCCCGCGCCCCCCAGCCGCCCCCUUUCUCCCCACAGACGCCCCACAGCUGGAGGUGCCCCCGGAGGUGGUGGCGGGGUCGGAGGUGGAGCUGCUGUGCCGGGUCCCCGAUAACUGCCCCCCCCUGCGGCCCCUCCUCAGCUGGACGGGGACGGAGGAGCUGUGGGGGGCCGUGGGGCGCGAGCGGCGCGAGGAGACUUUGGGGUCGCGGGCCGUCCUGGCCCUGCUGCGCUUCCGGCCCCGCAGGGAGGAUCUGGGGCGGCGCGUGGGCUGCGCCGUCAGCUUCAGCAACAGCAGCCUCAGCUUCCAGGCCGACGUGGGGCUCGACGUGCAGUACGAGCCGCAGGUCGUGGGGCUGUGGGGCCCCACGGAGGUGGUCGAGGGCUCCCGGGUGGAGCUGGGCUGCGAGGCCGAAGGCCGCCCCACGCCGCUGCUGUCGUGGUUCCGUGGGUCCGAGGUUCUGAGGGAGGAGCCGGCCGGAGCCCUGCGGCUGCUGCUGCCCCACGUCGGCCCCGAGGACGGAGGGACCUUCAGCUGCGUGGCUGAGAACCGGCAUGGGAGGCACAACCGCAGCAUGGAGCUACGGGUGGCCUAUGCCCCCCGGGCCCCGGUGAUCAACGGGACGCUGUGGGUGGUGGCGGGGGACGCGGUGACGGUGACGUGUGGGGCCGACAGCGAGCCGGCGCCCAUCCUGACGGUGCUGCGCGGGAGGAGGGUGAUGGCGGCUGCCGUCUACGAGGCCACGGUGAGCAUGGAGCUGGCGGCCGCCAGGCCGGAGGACGCCGGCGAGUAUCUGUGCGUGGCCGAGAACCAGCAUGGCGCCAGCAGCACCGCCUUCAACCUCAGCGUCGAGUACCCCCCCCACGUCCUCCCGGAGUCCCGCUGCACCACGGGGGGCGACGGCGUGCGCUGCGUCUGCACGGUCAGCGCCGUCCCGGAGCCGUCGGUGGCCUUCGAGCUGCCGUCCCGCAACCUGACCGUCACCGAGGGGCACCGCGACUUCGCCGCUGCGCCGGGGGGCCCCGAGGGGUCCCUCACCGGGAUCCUGACCCUGCGCGGAGCCCUGGAGCCCCGCCUGGCCGUGCUCUGCGCCGCCCGCAACGCCCACGGCACCACAGCCAGGCAGCUGCGCUUCCACCACCCCG